AUGACCCUUCCUGGGAGCGAACCUAUUGCUAUUAUUGGCGGCGGUGCAUUUGGUCUAUCCACAGCGCUCGAGCUUUCAAGAAACGGAUACACCAACAUCACUGUUUUCGAGAAGGACGAAGAGAUUCCUUCGCGUUGGUCCGCUGCAAACGAUCUCAACAAGAUUGCACGAGCAGAGUAUGAGGACGACUGGUACACUGAUCUUGCAAUCGAAGCAAUGAAAGAAUGGCAAACACCCUUCUACGCCCCCUACUUCCACCGUGUCGGCUUUCUAAACUGCUGCUCGGAAGCUGCUCCCCAAAAAGCCAUCGACACAAUGGAGCGGUUUAAAGCAGCGGCAGAGCGCAGCUCCGUCAUAAAGCCUUUCGUCCGUAAGGUUAGUGACCGUAAAGAUCUCCUUCAAGCAUGCUGGCAGUUCACUGGUGCUUUUCCCGGAUGGAGAGGCUAUAUAAACACAUAUGACGGCUAUGUGCACUCUGCGAAUGCGCUGCGUGGUGUUUAUCGUGCUGCGAGGUCUAACGGUGUGAGGUUUUUCCUCGGCGAGAAGGUCGGCGCGGUUGAGGAAGUUGUUUACGAGAGCACCAGUCGGGGAAGGCGGGGCACUGGUGUACGAACCCAGGAUGGUCGCGUGCACCCUGCAUCCCUCAUUGUUGUUGCAGUAGGAGCAGCUGCACACAAGAUUCUGCCCGAGCUGAGCACCAAUGUCUCAGCAAAGUCGUGGUCUGUCGGCCAUGUACGCCUCACUGACGACGAGACUGCGGCGCUCCGCGGUAUUCCCGUUGUAUAUGCCCGUGAUUUAGGCUUCUUCUUCGAGCCAGACCCGAAGACGAACCUCCUCAAGCUAUGCCCGAUGGGCGGCGGCUAUAUCAACACGGAUCCUUCAAGUGGUGUGUCGAAAGCGCCGGAAGAAGUCAACCGCUUUGUACCGUACGAGGAUGAGCUCAAGAUGAAGGAGCUCCUCCGUCAGACACUGCCACACCUUGCAGACCGACCAUUGGUCAAGAAGUCACUGUGCUGGUUCGCUGAUACCGAUGACUCGGAUUUCAUCAUCGACUACGUGCCCAAGACAUCGGCUUCGGUUAUGGUCAUGACCGGCGAUUCCGGUCAUGGUUUCAAGAUGUUCCCUAUCGUAGGUCGUUGGGUGCGUGACCUGUUGAACGCGUCGGGCGGACAGCAGCCGAUCAAGAGGUGGCGGUGGAGGGAACCGAAGCCUGUCAAUGGCGAGACGAUUGAAGAAGCCGACGUGAGCUGGCGAGUGGGAGAUGUCAGAGAGCUCCGCGAUCUGUCGGAGCAACCAGUCAGGGCGAAGUUGUAGUGUUGUGGGUUCAUGGUUGGAUAGCCCAGAUUGGAGCGCGAAUUAGACUAUCCGUUUUAUUUC
This is a messenger RNA of Bipolaris maydis ATCC 48331, 1377 nucleotides long. RefSeq names its product FAD dependent oxidoreductase. Gene Ontology annotation, molecular function: flavin adenine dinucleotide binding; saccharopine oxidase activity; sarcosine oxidase activity. The record is from RefSeq and is a predicted model, not a curated record. Lineage: Eukaryota; Fungi; Ascomycota; Dothideomycetes; Pleosporales; Pleosporaceae.